AUGGAAAAGAUCAACUGCACGAUUCCUGUCUAUAGCAUGUGUCGUUGUGGCGAGACUUUUUAUGUUGGAGGAGGUGGAGGAAGUUGUCACAGUGGUGUUAAAAAUGGGAUUGUGAAAGUUUCAAGCAAACCACAAAAAGGCGAUUUUCACGAGACUGGUGGCGACGCCGUUUCCUGUCUGAUAUCCCUCAAACAAGGAGAAAAGGAAUAUUUUGUGUAUAGCACAAAUGAGUUUUUGAAUAUAUCAGAUGUUCAAUUUGAGAGUUGUCAGCGCUACAAAGCACUUGAUGUUGAAGAUGCUGAAGAGAAUAUGAUCGAGGCGAAAUGUUUCUACUACGACGAGAAAAGAAAGUUUCUCUAUGUUGGUUGGAGUAGUGGAGAAAUCCAGAAAUGGAGUGUUGAGGCAAAGACCCUCACAAAAGUCCAAACGUUUGCCCAUGAGAUUAAAAAUGUCGUCAAUGCUCUCUGUGUCAAUACGACUGCUUUAAUGUGUACAACUCACGACAGAUUUCUGGCAAUAUUUGAUCUCAAGAGUGGGGACCUUGUCAAGAAAGUGUUUCCUGAAGAUUUGAACAAGAAGUGGGAUAACAAAAUAUUUUGGGGUGUUGCCUGCAACAACGAAACUAUUUUUGUUGGAAUGAUGCAACCCAAAACACCUUCAUACUUUGUCGCUUUGGAUAAGGAAGAGUAUAAAAUGAAGAAAUUGGUGUAUCUCUCCAAAUUCCAAAUAUCGUCUGGGUUUUCUGUGAAUGAAAUAGAUAAUGUCGCGUCGGUUGGAACGAAUGAUGGAACAGUUGUGCUUGUCGACUUAAAAGAAGCGAAAACAAUUUGUGAGAAACGUCACCAUAACUUCAUUGUGACUGACACCAUGUGUGAAAAGGAAAAAGUAUUCAGCGUAUCGAAUGACUAUAACUUUGUCAGCUCACCUGUCCCAAAGUACGAACUCUUUCCAGUUAUUGUCAUAUUCAUUAUUAUGUGCAUCGUACUUUACUUGUUCACCAAAUUAUUCUCGAAUUAUUAA
Messenger RNA from Entamoeba invadens IP1, 1020 nucleotides. RefSeq lists its product as hypothetical. Gene Ontology annotation, cellular component: endoplasmic reticulum membrane. The transcript has 2 exons. The coding region runs from base 1 to 1020 and encodes 339 amino acids. NCBI's taxonomy places the organism in Eukaryota, Evosea, Mastigamoebida, Endamoebidae. Gene Ontology annotation, molecular function: guanyl-nucleotide exchange factor activity; GTPase activator activity; protein binding. Gene Ontology annotation, biological process: protein secretion. The record is from RefSeq and is a predicted model, not a curated record.